AUGCUCCACAACAUAGAAAAGUACAAUGAAAUCACUGUGUUUGACGCUGUGAUGGUAAGCGCCGAGGAUACACUACCUGAAGAAGAUUGUUGGUUGCUUGCAGAAAAAUACGCCAAUAAACUACCAAUUGUCAACGACAUUGAAAAAUGUUACUAUCCUCCACCCUAUGAACCUCCUGAAUAUCCAAUGCAAUGGCAGAAACACAAACGUGAACCGUUGAAUAUUCAAAUUGGUAAUUUUUGCAGAUCAGCAGGACAUAAAUAUGCUUCUACCAAACGUGAGUUGGGUUCUAAAAAGGCAAAGAUCACUUACAAAUACAUUUUGUUGGCGGCACUGACUAUCUAUACUAUAUACUUUUGUAUUUGGACUUUUAAAUACCAUAAUAAAUAG
Zygosaccharomyces rouxii is the source of this 390-nucleotide messenger RNA. RefSeq lists its product as uncharacterized. The record is from RefSeq and is a predicted model, not a curated record. The coding region runs from base 1 to 390 and encodes 129 amino acids. The transcript has a single exon. NCBI's taxonomy places the organism in Eukaryota, Fungi, Ascomycota, Saccharomycetes, Saccharomycetales, Saccharomycetaceae.